Messenger RNA from Rhodamnia argentea, 1839 nucleotides. Its product is annotated as DNA-damage-repair/toleration protein DRT111, chloroplastic. NCBI's taxonomy places the organism in Eukaryota, Viridiplantae, Streptophyta, Magnoliopsida, Myrtales, Myrtaceae. Gene Ontology annotation, cellular component: precatalytic spliceosome. The record is from RefSeq and is a predicted model, not a curated record. The transcript has 4 exons. Gene Ontology annotation, molecular function: RNA binding. The coding region runs from base 219 to 1343 and encodes 374 amino acids. Gene Ontology annotation, biological process: mRNA cis splicing, via spliceosome.
GUCAAUCUCAACGACGCGGAAGAGUCACGAUAAGCCCAUUAUUCUUCUUCCUCUCGCUAAAUCAUUCCUUUCGUCAUUCUGUUCUCACAAAUCUCUCUCGAUCUUCGCCGUCCAUGGCGUCCUCUUUGCUGCGACACGCCUCUUCUUGACAUCCAUUUCUCGCUGGUUUCACUCUCCCACAUUGCUUUGCUUGGGGCCCUACAGAGAGCGAGAGAGAUAUGUUGGGUGGACUGUACGGAGACCUCCCUCCGCCUUCGUCCGCCGACGAAGAGAACCCUAGCGGCGCCAACCCUACCUCCACCGUCUGGUCGAGCAGCGCGAAGUUCGCUCCGCCGGCGCUCCGGAAGCCCUCCAUCACGCCCCAGACGAUCCUCCGGUCCCAGAACAAGCCGAAAGCCCCUGGCUCCGCUCUGCCGCCGAAGCCGACGGUGGCGCAGGUGGUCGCGCCGCUUCCCGCCCUGCAGCCGGAUGACGUGGCGGCCCAGCCCGCGCUGGUGGGGGUCACGUCGACCAUCGUGGAGGAGUACGACCCCGCGAGGCCGAAUGAUUACGAGGAGUACCGGAGGGAGAGGAAGAAGAAGGCGAUGGAGGCGGAGCGGAGGAGGGAGUUGGAGAGGAGGAGGCAGGAGGAGGAGGAGAGGGAGAGGAGGGAGAGGGAGGAGAGGGAAAGAGAGAGGGAAAGGGACAGGAACAUCUCGGGCGAGGAGGCAUGGAAACGGCGCGCUGCGAUGAGUGGGGCAGCUCCGAGGUCACCGUCUCCGCCUGGGAAUGGGGACGGGUUCACCAUUGGGAAGUCAGAGACGCCAGGCUUGGGCGUCGGUGCAGGCGGUCAGAUGACGGCUGCACAGAGGAUGAUGGCGAAGAUGGGUUGGAAGGAGGGGCAGGGGCUUGGAAAGCUGGAGCAGGGGAUCACAACUCCGCUGAUGGCGAAGAAGACGGAUAGGAGAGCCGGAGUCAUCGUAAAUGCAAGUGAAACGAAGCCGGAGAAGAAGGUGAAGAGUGUCAAUUUCAAUGGCCAGCCGACUCGGGUUAUGUUGCUCAGAAACAUGGUGGGCCCUGGUGAGGUAGAUGAUGAGCUAGAAGAGGAAGUCGGAUCAGAGUGUGCAAAGUAUGGCACCGUUACCAGGGUUCUUAUAUUCGAGAUAACAGAACCAAACUUUCCCUCCGAUGAAGCAGUUCGAAUUUUUGUGCAAUUCGAGAGACCCGAAGAAACAACCAAGGCACUUGUCGAUCUCGAUGGUCGAUUCUUUGGGGGACGAGUGGUUCAUGCAACCUUUUAUGACGAAGAGCGGUUCGGUAAGAACGAAUUGGCUCCUAUGCCAGGUGAAAUCCCUGGUUUCUAACAGAUGUCAGAAAUUCGUUUGUCUUCAUGGCUACUUUUUUGGGGUUGGCCAUGUACUGAAUGGCACAACAAAAGAACUGAUGGAGGAUGAAGUUGGUCAUCCGGAAAAAGGAAAAUGAGACAUGGUGGUAAAUGAAGCUUUCUACAGCCAGCUAUAAAAGGGAAAACAGCAUCACUUCAGUAUCCGCAUGCUACGCGAAAGAAGGAAAAUUCGAGACACCAUUAGUUUUGUGUAUUGGCUUCUUGACACUUCUUGUAGAUCUAGUGAAAAGUCUGCGCGAUGCACGGUUCUGGGACUGAUACACAUUAGUAUAUACGACUUGGAUAUCUCUGGAUCAGAUGUGUUUCUGCAUAUUCUGCAGUAUGGUACUCCGUAUCCGUAAGGAGUUGGUUCAGGUUCACUUGCAUGGGGUCGAGAGAUUAGCCUUCGUGCAAUUGAAUAUCAUGAGCUUAUUUUGGAUUUUACAUCGUCUAGUAUAUUUGAAGUUUGCAGAACA